Cylindrotheca closterium is the source of this 1488-nucleotide messenger RNA. The record is from the annotation of a GenBank genome assembly. NCBI's taxonomy places the organism in Eukaryota, Bacillariophyta, Bacillariophyceae, Bacillariales, Bacillariaceae.
AUGAAUGCUCCACUGAAUCCUUCGGAAAAGGUCCAAAAGUUAAAGUCGGCCCGGGAUUUGCUGAUUGCCCGUUGCAAAUUGUUGACGCCGUAUUCGGACGACUGGUAUUUGACACGAAAACAACUCCAACAAAUCACGGAAGAAGGCGAAAUCACGGCCGAGCAAGUGCGGGUCUACUCCCUCAAGGCGAGUUUUGAAAAGGCCUAUCCUGAUACUGCUGUUAGAAAAAAAGAUUGGCAAUGUCCCAUUUGCAAAGAGGGUUUUCACGAGUAUCUGGAUGAUCCAAGUUCCUGGUUGCCCUGUUGCCAACGACGAAUUUGCAAAGGUUGUCGUGACGGCAAACCAUCCGAACACAAGAAAUGUCCCUCCUGCCAAUCAAAAGAAUACUUUCCCCUGAAUAAAUUGGACGAAGUCUACAAGAUUCAAGAUAUUGAAGAACCCUGGGCCCAUUUGCGCAUGGCUUUGUUGCUAGAAGAAAAUGGACGACACGACAAGGCGGCCGAGUAUUUGUGGAAGGCGGUUGACGCAAGUCACCCAGUCGCCAUUUGUCAUUUGGGCCAAGCGCAUUACACGGGAAGCAAUCCUAAUAUUCCGCAAUCGAAUGAAAAUGCCCGAGCCUUGUUCCUCAAAAGUGCCAAACAGGGGUAUCCGGAAGCCCAAUACAAUUUGGGGUUGUUUUGUUUGGAAGAAGACAUUAACGAUGUGGCGCCCAGCACGCAAGAGUCCCGAGCGAUGCAAGCUCAGAAGCAACGCCGCAAAAUACAAAUACAGCAAGAGGGUUUGAGAUGGAUCUCAUUAGCGGCAGUUGGAGGGAGUGUGACAGCCCAAGGCAUGUUGGCCACUAUGUAUUGCAAUUCCCUGGGGCAAGAGGCUCCCGUAAAAAAAAACAUGUUUCUGGCCAAGUAUUGGGCCCAACAGGGUGCUACCAAAGGAGAUGGGUCCUGUCAGCUAGUAUUGGCCCAAGUCUUGAUGAUAUUGGCAAGUCAAACCUUUGAUGGUAGUUACAAUCAGGUUGGGUACAAUCCGAUACCAAGGGUGUUGUUUUUGUUGCGCAAAACCGCUGCUGCCAAUGACGACGAAAGUAGUAGCAUCCAAACGGAAACCAACAAGGAAAAUGCGCUCAAGACUUUGAGGAAUAUGGAAGGGCAAAUAUCGGUCAAGUGUGCCAAUUGCAAUGCACAAAAUGUACCACUCUCUCAAUGCCGACAAUGUCGUGGAGUUCACUAUUGUAGUAAGACCUGCAGCACAGAACAUUGGAAGAAGGGACACAAGCUGGACUGUUUGAAAAAGGAAGAAACUUCCGAGUUGGAAGAUUAUUUGCACAAGAUUUCGGUAUCCCAACCACCGGCUGGGACUGGCUUGUCGUCCAUUGCGGAAGAUUUGGCCACGCCGACGGCGGCUACGACGGAAAUGGUCGAACCAACACAAGCAGCAGCAGCAGCAGCAGCAGGGGCGGGAUCUAUAUGGUCGGGGAAUGCAUUAAACUAG